This is a messenger RNA of Belonocnema kinseyi, 1941 nucleotides long. Its product is annotated as pre-mRNA-splicing factor CWC25 homolog. Gene Ontology annotation, biological process: mRNA splicing, via spliceosome. The coding region runs from base 159 to 1748 and encodes 529 amino acids. Gene Ontology annotation, cellular component: U2-type spliceosomal complex. NCBI's taxonomy places the organism in Eukaryota, Metazoa, Arthropoda, Insecta, Hymenoptera, Cynipidae. The transcript has 6 exons. The record is from RefSeq and is a predicted model, not a curated record.
CACAGGACGCUUGGAACUGUCAAGAAGAUCAUUAAUACGUGUUUUAAAAAAUAAAUCUUUAACCGAAUGAUAUGAAAGUUACCGCGAAGUGCAAUUACUUCAUCUGAAAAUCUCCUGUAUUUGCUUAAAAACGCUAGUGAAAUUUUAGUUUCUCAAAAAUGGGGGGAGGAGAUUUGAAUCUGAAGAAAUCAUGGCAUCCUUCCACGAUGAAAAAUAUGGAAAAAGUGUGGAAAGCGGAGCAAAUGAGCAGUCAGGAAAAGAAGAGAAUAGCAGAAUUAAAGAGGGAAAUAGAAAUGGAGAAAGACAGAGAGGAACUGAAAAAGUUUGCAAUGGACCAGGGCACGAUCGAGAAAAAAGAGGACAAAAAGCUUGACUGGAUGUACACAAAACCCAACCAAUCCAUCAAUCGCGAAGAUUAUUUAUUGGGAAAGGAAAUCGAUUCGAAUUUUGAGAAAGCCGCUCAAGCUGAAAAAGACGCGGCUCUCAAUCGAGCUCCCAAAAAUCACGUGGAACAUGAAUGUAUACCACCUUCGCUCAGGUUUUUUGCCGGGACCGAUCAUGUUGAUUUGGCGCGAAAGCAGCAAGAAGAUCCCUUAUUUUUAAUCAAGAAAAAAGAAAUGGAAACUCGAGCUCAGUUGUUGAAAAAUCCAGUAAAGAUGAAGCAAAUUAAACAAAUGUUGGAGGAAGAGAGGAAAAAGAAUGAGAAGAGGAAGAGAUCGAAGAAGCAGAAGGACGAGUUCGAAGCAGACAGUGAUAAAGAGUUGGACAAUCUGCUGGCAGCAAAGUAUAAAAAAUUGAAGAGCAGAAUCGGCGAGGAGGAUUUGAUGAAAACGAUGAAGAAAAGGAAGAAGCACGAAAGGAAACGGAGAGACGAGUCCACGGACUCGGAAAGUAGUUCAGAGAGUGAACCUGAGCAACGUGAAAAAUCGAGAAGAAAAGAUAGGAAAUCGAGAAAAAAUCGAAAUCGAGACAGUAGCGACUCUGAUAGCUCGGAGAGAGAGGCUAAGAGGAAGAAGAAGAAGAAGAAAAGGAGGGUGAGCAGCGAAUCAGAGGGAAGGUCUUCGAAUAAAAAAGAGAGAAAGGGCAGAAAACGAAGGGACGAGUCGAGUGAUUCGGAGGAAAGAACUUCAAGUAGAAAAGAGAAGAAAAGUAAAAAACGGAGGGAUGAUUAUUCGAGUGAUUCAGAUGAAACUAGGAGCAGGAGAGAUGGUAAAAAAGAGAGAAAACACAAGAAACAAAGAGAAAAAUCGGAAGAGAGUGAUUCUGAAGAUGGCGCAGAAAAAUUUAAAAUACUUGAAAGAAGAAAAAGAAGAGAUUCUGAUUCGGAUGGAAGAAGAUCGCCUCUCAGGAAUUUCGGCUUGAUGAGAGCCGAUGGAACAAAAUUGGCUCUAAAUUCAAGAAGAAUUUCUCAGGAUAGAGCGAGGGUUUCAAAGAAGAUUGACGAAAAGGAGAAGAAAUGGGUUCCACCGAAGAGGCAGCAUCUCUCUGAAGAGGAAAAGGAAAGGAGAAGAUUGGAGAUGAUGGAAAAUGCGUCUUGGCGAGAAAAGGAUCGAGAGGAAAAAGUAAGAAGACAUCGAGAAGCGGCGAAAAAGGAAGACGAGAGCAAGAAAUCGUUUAGCAAAGAUUUCUUGAGAAAACAACUGGCCGCUGUCGUCGAAUUAGAAACAGUCGAGUCGAGAGUGAAGUCAAGGAAAAAUAAUAUCCAGCGUUCGAAUCGACACAUGAGUACAAAUUUUGCAAGACGGUAGCAUUCUUCUCAAAGUCAUAUUUAAUUUUAAUUCUAUUUUUUUUUAGAAACAUAAUUGAUGAAAGGAUGAAAAUCCUGACUAUGUACAUUGUACAUAAAUUUUUUUAAUGGAUUGUAAAUAGAAUUGACUCUAGUUUCUAAAUUAUUUAUCAAUCUCUUCUACUCGAUAAACGAGCUCUUUUUUUUUAUUAUUA